GCUGGGAGUACUCGGCGUUCGUGUUCUGCAUCGUAAACAGCGUGGCGUUCGCCUUCAUCGCCUACGCCUACCUCACCAUGUUCAUCACAAUCACGCAUUCCAAGGUGGGCCUACGCUCCACGCAGCAGCUGCAGGAUCGAGCCAUCGCCAAGCGAUUCGCCUUCAUCGUGGGCACCGACUUUCUGUGCUGGAUGCCGAUCGUGUUCAUCAAGAUCAUUGCCAUAGCCGGAACAAAGAUCGACGAGACGUUGUACGCUUGGGUCGCAGUGUUUCUGUUGCCUGUGAACUCGGCGCUCAACCCCGUCUUGUACACACUCACCACGCGAAUGUUCAAGCAGCAGCUGAACCGGUUCCUGGAGAACUUGCGCCAGUGUGAGCGGGUACCUUCGUACCGACAGUCCGGCCAGUCGGGCCAGUCGGGCCAGUCGUGGUCGUCCAUUCCCACGGUGCGAAGCCAAAAGAAGACGAUCGUUACUUCACUUUCCGAAUACACCUUCGGGAAGAAAAAAACCUCGAGCGUGGUGUGCUAUCCGCUGAAGAAUGGCGUGAUAUUGCCGCUACGGGCCACCCAAUCAUGCACGGAAAAG
Molecule: messenger RNA, 587 nt
Organism: Rhipicephalus microplus (southern cattle tick)
Lineage: Eukaryota; Metazoa; Arthropoda; Arachnida; Ixodida; Ixodidae
Biological process (GO): hormone-mediated signaling pathway; adenylate cyclase-activating G protein-coupled receptor signaling pathway; activation of adenylate cyclase activity
Cellular component (GO): plasma membrane
Molecular function (GO): protein binding; G protein-coupled peptide receptor activity
Source: RefSeq, a predicted model, not a curated record